This is a messenger RNA of Symbiodinium necroappetens, 257 nucleotides long. The record is from the annotation of a GenBank genome assembly. Lineage: Eukaryota; Dinophyceae; Suessiales; Symbiodiniaceae.
GCAAGCACCGUGAGGGAGUCCACGACGACGAGCGGACACCGCGGGAGGUGCUAAUCACGAAUUCGAUGGAUGAGGAGCUGCGGCAUCCUGAGGCUGCGGUGGUCUCCGAUGAAAGCACCAAGGAUAGCCUCAGCAAUGCCGAUGAGGCAGCUUUGGACGAGCCCCGCGGAAUUCGCGACCGCCGCUCGAAGCUGCAAGAGGUCGAGGUGGUGCAGCGCCGACGUUGCUGCCUGUUUUCCGGAUGUGGUGGUGGCUAG